AACACGUGAACUGACACACUUCCUGUGUUUUUCGAUGUAAACCAAUAAACGGCGUGGUGUAAACAAACGCAGACCGUAUACAUAUUAUUAGACAUAGUCAUUGUAAUAAUUUCUGAAUAAAGUAAGUUCAUAGAGGUAUUUGUGGACUACACUACAGUACUGUAUUGGUGAUUUAAAAAUUGUGACACAGUGACACAGUGACAGUGCACACUCAACUCGGAUUGGCAUUGGCUUGCACGCGACCGAGCGAGGGCUAGCCAGUGAUUGAUUGGUGAAAGUAACGUGCUCACAAUUUGCAUUCUCGUUAUCUUGGUACGGUUUUAUCGUCAGCAUGGCAUCGCCCCAUUGGAAGGAUCUUGAGAUCGUCCUUCUUGAGCCCAGUCAUUGUAAACUGCUCUCAGCAGAAUCCUCAUCCUGUUUGAAAGAAAUCGCUUCAAAUGAUGGCAACCUUUUACUCUGCGUAAAAUCUAUCAUCGAUGGUGACUAUGAGCAAGUUCUUUUGGGAGAAGUCGCUAUGGCGAUAUUAGGCUCAGGGGAGGACGACAUCGGUGAUGCCUCUGAUGUCGUUGACUUCAUUCAGAAAAAGGUUGAAGCAUUCAUCCAGAAGAGUCAAACCAAGGAUGACAAUUCAAGGGAGCUGUGUGUAUUGUGCGUUGGAGUGGCUUGCCUGCAGCUGUUCAUUCAGAGCAAUUGGACAGGACCACCAUGUAAAGUCAACCCUACAGAUGUACUGCCAAGAAGCCUAAGUCAAGACGCCAAGACAUUUCAUGACUCAACAAUGUCAACUCUGAGUCCAGAUGACUCGGCAAUUUACUCAUUGGUUACUCAUCCUGAGUUUCUCUUGAUAUCAACUGCUAUAUUGAACCGCUGUAAGGCUUCUCUUGCCACUUGCGUAACUUCAGAUUGGUGGAAUUUGAGAUGUCUGUGGAUUCAUCAGCAAUGUCUAGAUGAGAAGUCGCCAAUGCUCCAUGAGGAAAUACAUACAUUAAUGGAUUCAAUUAGCAGUAACGAAGCUCUGAUGAACGGCAAACAGUACGUUGACCUGUGCGUCAUACACCAUUUGGAAUGCAGCCAUAUAUGUCAAUAUUAUUACGAGUACACAAGAGGAAAGGAGCACCUUAACACAGCAAAGAAGGUCGCUGGGUUAGAGGUCAAUCUAACAGCUGCGCUUGGCAAAAGGACUCGGUUCCAGCAAACAGACAAGGCCCAACUCUUCUUGAGAGUCCGUCAUGAGGAUUCUGGUGAGACACCAGCAGCCCAAACAAAACAUCAACUUGUCAAGGGUCUCCCAGUGGAUCUGAACUUGAAUGAUGAAACAGUUCUUGACGCCAUCAACUUCAAAGAUGCUGAUGUCAAUCAACUUCCUGAGUUGUCCAGCGCUGAACAGGCGCUGGUCUUGGCUCUUUGUAUACGAGAGAAAAAGAGUAGACCAAGGGAAGUACUGAUACUAGAAGAACUAAAGGCAUAUAUUGUGGCAGUAUUAAGGCAACCUCAAGUAUGGGGAAUUCACACCUUGGCCCUGAUGACAAGAUGUCAACUUGAGAAAGACGCUGGCAGGACUGUAGAGAGAGCCAUGAUGCAAAUGCAGUCUCUUGUGGAUCAGUUCAAUGGCUUGGAAUGUGCUGUGACUGACCGAAUGGAGUUAUUACAUGCAGUAGGCCUGCCACCAAAGUGGACCAUGGAGAGUGAGUUAGCUAGCCUGUUAAUGAGUCUUGGUGUAGUGACUGCAGCCCUGGAGGUCUAUGUCAGGCUAGAGUUGUGGGAAGAGGUUAUUAAAUGCUACACAUUACUUGAGAAACCUGACAAGGCCACAAAGAUAAUCCGUGACCAGCUUGCCAUCAAGGAAACGCCCACUCUCUGGUGCAUGAUGGGAGACUUCAAGAAGGAGAAAAAGUUCUACGAGAAGGCAUGGGAGUUAUCGGGACAGCGUAACGCUAGGGCCAUGAGAUCGCUGGGACUGUAUUACCUUGAGGAGGAGGAAUGGGAGAAGAGUAUAGAAUGCCUGGAGAUGUCACUCAAGAAGAACCCACUUCAGUACAAUGCUUGGUUCUGGCUUGGCUACUCCGCUAAUAAAGCUGAGAAUUACGAGAUCGCUUUGAGGGCGUAUCGGAAAUGUGUGACCUUGGAGAGCGAUAAUGGGAAAGCAUGGAAUAACUUGUCAUCAGCUCUCCUCAAUCUCAAACAAAAGCCGAAAGCAUUCAAGACUCUUCAAGAAGCCAUCAGGUGUCUGUACGAUUCCUGGCAGAUAUGGGAGAAUUACAUGCUGGUGGGUGUAGAUAUAGGAGAGUUCAAGGAAUCCAUGAGAGCAUUCCAUCGACUGCUUGAAAUCAAGGAGAAGUAUGUGGAUGAGGAGGUGUUAGCAAUCAUGGUCAGAGCGGUUACUCAGGAUUUACCAGACGCUGAUGGCAAUCCUUCUAGCGCUAUCAAAGGCAAACUGGUGGAGUUAUUUGGCAGGGUGACAGCCAAUGUUACGACCAACGCCAAGGUGUGGAAGCUGUAUGCUCAACUUCAUGGUAACACAUUGACGGACCUCCCAGAAAGCAACGACAAGGCAUUGCAGUGUCUUCAGAAGGCCCAUCGUCUUAACACACAAAGCCAAGAGUGGAGUAAAGAUGUGAAAUCUUGCAAGGACACGGUGGAAGAGUCAAUACAACUUGCACAAGCUUAUGAGACGUGCAGCAAAAGUAAAGUCAAUAACGGAGAAGCAGCCCAACUUCUUUCAUCAGCCAAACUCAUGCUGAAGUCGAUCAUCAGUAAAGCUAAGAAAGAACAUUCGGAGGGUUCAUCGACCCAAGCUGAGCUCUCUGACCCGUUAGCUUCAGCAGAAAGUGAACUUCAAACUGUGGUUGAGCUAAUUCAACAAAGGAAGGAAUAGAAAGGACAACGGAGAUGAAAGACAGUCACCAACCGUUAGAGGUUACUGCAGAAAUGAGAAAUUUCAGACUUUUAUCCGAAUUCAGUCUUUUUUAUGUCAGCCGUUAUUUUUCCCAUGUAUAAAGAAGUCCUCCUCCAUGGUCUACUUCAUUGACUGAGGAUACUGUUCAGGGUUUGCCUUGUAUUGGAACCGAGUCCAGCCAGCGGGACCAAUUAGCUUGUUGUUUCAUUAGUUGGCCGGCUUUUUCAACAGUUCAUAUUUCAUAUUAAACAGGGAUGCUUUACCAAUUUUAAAGGGAUACGUUACCUUGGAUUGGGCGAGUUGGUCUAUGAAAAGCGUUUGUAACCGUUUGUUAUGAAAUGCAUAUG
Asterias rubens (European starfish) is the source of this 3243-nucleotide messenger RNA. RefSeq names its product tetratricopeptide repeat protein 27-like. Lineage: Eukaryota; Metazoa; Echinodermata; Asteroidea; Forcipulatida; Asteriidae. The record is from RefSeq and is a predicted model, not a curated record. Gene Ontology annotation, molecular function: protein binding. The transcript has 21 exons. Bases 332 to 2875 code for a protein of 847 amino acids.